Molecule: messenger RNA, 1220 nt
Organism: Symphalangus syndactylus (siamang)
Lineage: Eukaryota; Metazoa; Chordata; Mammalia; Primates; Hylobatidae
Gene: TESC
Product: tescalcin
Molecular function (GO): calcium ion binding
Source: RefSeq, a predicted model, not a curated record
GCUUCCUUCCCGAUCCAGCAGGGGUGCGGAAGGGACGAGGUGCGUGGCCGCUGCUGCACGGACUGGGAACCCGGAGCGGUGGGCUCCGGGGUCCCCUUCCGGCGGUUUCCGGGCCGGGGCGGGGCGCUCCCCCAGCCGCGCAGUGAGCGAAACCGGCGUGCGCUAGGACCGCGGCGCACCGCCCUCCGCCGUUAUAUGAGGCCCCGCUCCAGCCCCACGCGGAACCCGCGGCUCCGAGCUUUCGCCGGCGUCCCGACCCGAGGCCGGACCCGAGGCCAGCCCUGAGGCCAGUCCCGCCGCUGCGCAGCCGAAGACAGUGCGGGGCCUGAGAGGGACGCGCGCCCCGGGGCCCCCGCCGCGGGCACCAUGGGCGCUGCCCACUCCGCGUCUGAGGAGGUGCGGGAGCUCGAGGGCAAGACCGGCUUCUCAUCGGAUCAGAUCGAGCAGCUCCAUCGGAGAUUUAAGCAGCUAAGUGGAGACCAGCCUACCAUUCGCAAGGAGAACUUCAACAAUGUCCCGGACCUGGAGCUCAACCCCAUCCGAUCCAAAAUCGUUCGUGCCUUCUUCGACAACAGGAACCUGCGCAAGGGACCCAGUGGCCUGGCUGAUGAGAUCAAUUUCGAGGACUUCCUGACCAUCAUGUCCUACUUCCGGCCCAUCGACACCACCAUGGACGAGGAACAGGUGGAGCUGUCCCGGAAGGAGAAGCUGAGAUUUCUGUUCCACAUGUACGACUCGGACAGCGAUGGCCGCAUCACUCUGGAAGAAUAUCGAAAUGUGGUCGAGGAGCUGCUCUCGGGAAACCCUCACAUUGAGAAGGAGUCCGCUCGCUCCAUCGCCGACGGGGCCAUGAUGGAGGCGGCCAGCGUGUGCAUGGGGCAGAUGGAGCCUGAUCAGGUGUACGAGGGGAUCACCUUCGAGGACUUCCUGAAGAUCUGGCAGGGGAUCGACAUUGAGACCAAGAUGCACGUCCGCUUCCUUAACAUGGAAACCAUGGCCCUCUGCCACUGACCCGCCGCCGCCUCUGCGGAGAAACUGCACUUUGCAAUGGGGCCGCCUCCCCGUGUAGCUGGAGCAGCCCAGGCCCGGUGGACAGCCUCUUCCUGCAGCGCCGGUACAUAGCCAAGGCUCGUCUGUGCACCUUGUGUCUUGUAGGGUAUGGUAUGUGGGACUUCGCUGUUUUUAUCUCCAAUAAAAAAAAAAAAAGGUUUGUUAAUUAA